Eriocheir sinensis (Chinese mitten crab) is the source of this 1848-nucleotide messenger RNA. It is a transcript of the gene Bap55, whose product is annotated as actin-like protein 6B. Gene Ontology annotation, molecular function: chromatin binding. Gene Ontology annotation, cellular component: NuA4 histone acetyltransferase complex; SWI/SNF complex. The transcript has 7 exons. Lineage: Eukaryota; Metazoa; Arthropoda; Malacostraca; Decapoda; Varunidae. The record is from RefSeq and is a predicted model, not a curated record. Bases 140 to 1384 code for a protein of 414 amino acids. Gene Ontology annotation, biological process: regulation of transcription by RNA polymerase II; nervous system development.
GACAUUGAGUGAAAAGAAAAUCCGGGAGCCGUUGCAAAGGCAUAUCCCGGGACAACUCUGCGCGUCACCAACAGAAGGACCACCACAACAACACGAGUGACGCCGGGCAAGUUGAAGCGCUAUUACUUACUACCCCAUCAUGAGCGGCGGAGUAUACGGAGGAGAUGAAGUGGGAGCCCUGGUGUUUGAUCCUGGUCACUCCUCCCUAAGGGUGGGCUAUGCUGGGGAGGACUCUCCCAAGUUUGACAUACCAUCAUGGGUGGGUGUCCUUGAGGACCAAGAAGCUAAUGAGAAAAAGUAUUUUGUUGACACUGUUGCUCUUCAUGUUCCCCGGAAAGGGUGUGAGGUGGUUAACUACAUGAAAGAAGGGAUGAUAGAAGACUGGGACACCUUUGAGAAGGUAGUGGACUACUCUUAUGAAAAAUGCAUCAAGAGUGAGGCCCAAUACCACCCUGUCCUUUUCUCUGAGGCUACAUGGAAUGCUCGAGGAAAAAGAGAAAGGCUUUGCGAGUUGGUUUUUGAGAAGUAUCAGGUACCUGCCUUCUUCCUUGUCAAGUCAGCUGUCCUUGCUGCUUUUGCCAAUGGCCGAUCAACAGGCCUUGUGCUGGACUCGGGGGCAACACACACAUCCGCUAUCCCAGUACAUGAUGGCUAUGUCCUCCAACAUGCCAUUGUAAAGUCUCCUCUUGGAGGAGACUUCCUCCUUAAUCAGGCCAAUAAUUUUUUGAAAGAGUCUGGAGUAGAUAUCAUACCUUCCUACAUGGUGGCAGACAAACAACCAGUUAAGGAGGGUGAUCGGCCCAAAUGGAGUAAGAAAAAUAACCUGCCUGAGGUAACGGCAUCCUGGCAUAACUACAUGAAGCGGGAGGUUGUACGGGAUUUCCAGCAGACUCUGUUACACUGCUCAGAGGCGCCCUAUGAUGAAGACACCAUCAUGAGCAUUCCCACCGAGCCCUAUGAAUUUCCCUCAGGAUACAAUAAUGAAUAUGGCCUUGAGCGGUACAGGAUCACUGAGAGUCUCUUCGAUCCCAGCUACAUCAAAGGCGUUGGAUCCACCAUGCUGGGAAUGUCUCACGUUGUCUCCACCAGCAUUGGCCUGUGUGACAUUGACCUUCGGCCAAGUCUCUAUUCUGGGGUAAUAGUAACAGGUGGAAACUCACUUUUGAAUGGCUAUGUUGAACGCCUCAACCGUGACUUGUCAAGCCGCACCCCACCAAAUAUGAGGUUUAAGUUGAUCUCCUCGACUGGCACUACAGAGAGAAGGUUUGGUUCUUGGAUUGGUGGGUCCAUCCUUGCAUCCCUGGGGUCCUUCCAGCAAAUGUGGAUUAGCAAACAGGAAUAUGAGGAGUCAGGCAAAUCACAAGUGGAGAGGAAAUGUCCAUAGAUUAGGUCUUGUGAAUUUUUGUGCUAAAUAGAGUAACUGAUAUUUUAACAGUAUCUGCAAAAUAAGAUUAAGUUACUUAACUUUUAUGAAGGCUGAGGGAUUUGAGUAGCAUUUUCUACUGUUUCAUUAGUGAAAUCUUGCAUGCACAUUUAAAGGAAGGAGCUUGAAUGAAAACAAGACAUGCAGUGAGAGCCCAUGACAAGUCAUCUGACCAUGCUGUUGCCAACAGUAGUUCUGAUUUCUUGAGAAAGAGCAGGAAACGGUAAUCAGUGCUGAUCUGAAGGAGAAUGGAACAUGAUCUUAGAAAUAAUCCCAUGUUUUGCUAUUACUGUAUUUUAUUAACAACCUGUGUUCACGACACUUUUUUUGUAUAGGAUGAAAUGCUUUAUUUCAGCAUUGAUUCAGUAAUUGAUUCAUGUGGUAAUGAUGUGUAAAAAUUGGUGAAUAUAUUUUAAUCUCUCCUA